Paecilomyces variotii is the source of this 1815-nucleotide messenger RNA. RefSeq lists its product as hypothetical. The transcript has a single exon. Gene Ontology annotation, molecular function: ATP binding; serine-tRNA ligase activity; tRNA binding. The coding region runs from base 63 to 1622 and encodes 519 amino acids. Gene Ontology annotation, cellular component: mitochondrion. The record is from RefSeq and is a predicted model, not a curated record. NCBI's taxonomy places the organism in Eukaryota, Fungi, Ascomycota, Eurotiomycetes, Eurotiales, Thermoascaceae. Gene Ontology annotation, biological process: mitochondrial seryl-tRNA aminoacylation.
CUCCCGGAUUUCCUGUUCACCUCCUCCAUACGACUCAGCAUCGUCAAUCAGACAGAUCUCCAAUGGCCGCCUCCCGGGCUCCAUAUAUCUGUCUCCAAUGCCAAUCACGCCAUGGCCUGAGCCGUUCUCUACGGCGCAAUUUCACCUCCUCGUCGCGGCGGAGCGACGUGCCUCGACCGCCAACAGCACCGAAGCCAGUCCCAGACGUCAAGCACAUUCGCCAGAACGCAGAACUGUAUGCGAAGAAUUGCAUUGAGCGCAACUAUGCGUCCCAUGCAGAAUACCCAUCGCGGAUUCAACGGCUCUCCGAUGAAACACGACGACUCGAUCACGAUCUCCAAGCGCCCAGAUCCCGAAUCAAGCAGUUGGAAAAGUCAAUAGCGAAGCUUGCCCGCACCAUUGCGCAGGAUGGAGAGAAUAAAGAUCCCAGUGCGAGCAAGGAGCUAGCAGCGCUUCGUCAAGAAGCGCAGAAGCUCAAGGAGGAAUCCCAGACCAUGACGACGCAGAAGGAGGACUAUGUCGAUGAGAUCCAACGGCUGGCGCUAUCUCUACCGAAUCUGUCAUCCAGCGAAACACCUGUCGGGGAUGACCCGAAGCUGGUUUCUUAUAUUAACUAUGACCCAGCAUCUCCUCCAUCGUGGGUGAACAAACGCGAAUCGUCCCGUUCUCACGUCGAUAUCGGAUCCGACCUUGGUCUUAUUGAUUUCACCAGCUCUGCGACUUCGACGGGCUGGGGAUGGUACUUCCUCACGAACGAAGGCGCUCUGCUCGAACAUGCAUUGGUACAAUACGCACUGAGUGUCGCUCGUCGUCGUGGCUGGCGAGUUGUGUCCCCACCAUCCAUCGUUUACUCCUACAUCGCCGAAGCAUGCGGAUUCCAACCUCGCGACCAGAACAAUGAGCAGCAGAUCUGGGCUAUCGAACAAAGUGAGAAGGACAAGAGCAAGCCGCAGCGUUCGCUCACUGCUACGGCGGAGAUCCCUCUCGCGGCGAUGUACGCUGGGCGUGACAUUGACGCAUCGGAAUUGCCCAUCAAGCUGGUAGGCGCGAGUCGAUGCUAUCGCGCUGAGGCUGGAGCCCGCGGUGUCGACACCAAGGGACUCUAUCGCGUCCAUGAGUUCACAAAAGUAGAACUCUUCGGUUGGGCAGACAACAUCCCCGAGACUACAACUGCAUCGUCCCCCACUGCUUCCUCCGAGACCCUCUUCUCCGAACUCCUCGACAUCCAGACCGAGAUCCUGACCUCCCUGGGCCUCCCCUGCCGCAUUCUUGAGAUGCCCAGCACCGACCUAGGCGCCAGCGCCAACCGCAAGCGCGAUAUUGAAGCACUCUUCCCAUCUCGAUUCCGGAACUCCGAUCUCGAAACUGCCUGGGGAGAAGUGACAUCUGCCUCUAUCUGCACGGACUACCAGAGUCGACGACUGGGAACAAGAGCCCGGGGAGGCGCGAUCAAGGAGGCGCGAUUCCCGCACACGGUCAAUGGAACUGCAAUGGCGGUGCCGCGUGUGAUUGCAGCUAUUCUGGAGAAUGGAUGGGAUGCGGAGAACGGAGUUGUCGUCAUUCCAGAGGUUCUGAGGACAUUCAUGGGCGGAAUUGAAACUAUUGGAGGAACUAAGGCGUGAGAGGAAUUAUUCUUCUCGGUCUCUAGCCUUAUGUACAUACAAAGGAGAGCAAAAAGGAGAUAAUGAGUAGUGUUCUGUACCAUAGCUAGAUGAUGUACAAUAUAAAAAUUCAACUCAGCAAUUGAAGUUACGCAAGUACAGGAUCUGCCCUCUCACGGAGGCACUCCCAGCUCGGUCCAUAAAAUGGACAGUA